CUCACUCUCUUGGUUAUUCCUUUCUUUCUUUCUUUAUUACCCUGCAAACAAGCCUAGCCGGAAGAAACAAGAAAUUCAUGAGUAGGCAAGUAUAAAAGGAAUGAAGGACCUGUAUGAGAUUCCUUGAACCACAUUCCUUUACUAAACGUUCUCAUGCGUAUUUGCAAUAAGUGCAAAUGGAAAUAGUCAAGGCUCUUACAUUAAUGCUUUUUGCAGCUGCCUUAGUAUUUCUGCCGAAGAUAGAGGCCCAGCCAUUUCCACGCCCACUUUGUGUCUCCCAGUUUGCGCUAGUGAACUAUGCUUGUGCAAUGCUGCCAUACACCCCAUUGCCACCCCUGCCGCCAGCUUCUCCCUCCCCUGAUGAUGAAGAGGAUAGGCAUGGGCACGUUCACAGUCACAGUCAUAAUCAGAGUCACAGUCACAGUCAUGUCCAAGGGCCUGGACAUGGGCAUAAGCAAGGACUCGGACAUGGACGCAAUCAUAAUAAUGGCCAGGGUCAUGGACACGGUCAUGGUCAAGAACACAGGCAUGGACACAGGCAUAGGCAUAGACAUGCAACUCGACGUGAAUCACCUGCACAAGAGAACUGUUGCAGGUGGCUGAAUGAAUUAGAUGAUGAGUGUGUCUGUGACAUGCUGGUUCGCUUGCCGCCUUUCCUCUCAAGGCCGAUGCAUUUGUAUACUCUCUAUCUUGAUGAGACAUGCAAUGUAACUUAUGCAUGUGAAGGACGACUACUGAGUCCAUAAUGGAAUAUUGAUUGUUAUAUUUCUCUUGGUCUACUGUGUCUAAUCUAUAGUUACUAGAGUUGUAAGGUACACUAUAGCUUUUGUUUUGUUAAUUGGAGCGGUCAUCAGGUUUAUAAGGUUUUAUAUUUUUCUGUACUUUGUGAUAGUUUUGUGCAAGCUAAGGUCAUGGGCAUGAUGCUGCUUCUUUUACUAUUUCAAAAAUAAAUCACAAGGCAUUUUUCUUAGCAA
Molecule: messenger RNA, 974 nt
Organism: Hevea brasiliensis (rubber tree)
Lineage: Eukaryota; Viridiplantae; Streptophyta; Magnoliopsida; Malpighiales; Euphorbiaceae
Exons: 1
Coding region: 177-746 (189 amino acids)
Source: RefSeq, a predicted model, not a curated record